UUUUAAAUCAGCAGAACCAUGGGUUUGCUUACCAGGUUCUUACUGAUUACACAGAUAUUAUUCUUCACAACAGUUUUAAUUACUGCAGAAGAUGAAAUAGAAUUAGAUUCUAAAUCAGAUGUUCUAGAACAAUUGAUUAUAGAUGAUAAAGGGCUUGAACUUUUUCGAGAAAAUCGUCAAGCCAUAGAUGAAUUACGAGAUCAUACACAUAUCAAUAAAAUUGAUGUGAAAUGUUCGGAUACAGGAUUCGAAGUAAACAUCGAAUUUGAAGCGACGUUUACUGGAUUAAUUUAUAGUAAAGGAUACUACGAUGAUCCAAAAUGCAGAUAUGUAAAGGCGGGAGGAAACAAAAACGCCUAUACAUUUGUUGUACCAUUAAAAGGAUGCGGUUCCAAGCCCGCUUGUUCAGUGUGUGGUACAAUCGAAAAUACUUUAAUUAUACAAACGGAUGAUACCGUACAAGAAUUAUGGGAUACAGCAAGAAAAAUAUCCUGUGAAUCAGGUGGUUUGGGUGAUAAAACAGUUUACUUCAAACCAUUUAUUGUGGAUAUGCUGGAAGUAGUCAAUGUGCCAACACAAAGAGGCACAGUAGACUGUUGGAUGGAUAUUCAAGUUGGAAAUUAUCCAAAUAUUCGACCUAUAAAAGAUUUAAUUAAAAUAGGAGAAUCCUUAACAAUAUUAGUUUACUUAAAGGAUCCUGAAAAACAAUACGAUAUUCGUGUAAGAGACUGUUGGGCAUACGAUAAUGAAAACUUUGAUGCUGCUCAAACGCACAAAUUACAACUGACUGAUAAAGAAGGUUGCCCAAGGAAACAAAAAUUAAUAGAUUUCUGGCAAAAAACCACGAAUACUGGAUCAUCUGGCGCUACUCUAAUUACGUACAAUACAAUUAGUGCAUUUAAAUUUCCAGAUCGUGAGCAAGUUUUUCUGACAUGUAAUAUUGAGAUAUGUUUCGAAAAAUGUGACGGAGGUUGUCAAGCACAAGAGAGUACAACAACAAUUUCACCAGUUUGUGGUCCAGGAUCAAAAGAUCCACGUUGUACAAGACCAACAACAUUACGCCCUCCACCACGAUGUUACCCAGGUUCACAAGAUCCACGCUGCCCAAAACCUCCAUCAACACCAGCGCCACCACGAUGCUAUCCAGGAUCCACAGAUCCUAGAUGCCCUAAGCCGCCAACAACACCAGCACCACCAAGAUGCUUCCCAGGCUCUACAGAUCCAAGGUGCCCAAAACCACCUACUACACAGCCACCACCUCAAUGUUACCCUGGAUCACAAGACCCCCGUUGUCCCAAACCACCGACAACAACAGAGGCUCCUCGGUGCUAUCCAGGAUCUACUGAUCCGAGAUGUCCGAAACUCCCAACAACAACUCAACCACCACGAUGUUAUCCAGGUUCAACAGAUCCUAGAUGUCCAAAGCCACCAACUACUCCAGAACCACCACGAUGCUAUCCAGGAUCUACAGAUCCUAGGUGCCCUAAGCCACCGACUACGCAACCACCACCACAAUGUUACCCAGGAUCACAGGAUCCGCGUUGUCCAAAACCUCCAACGACUCCAGGUUUACCAAAAUGUUUCCCUGGAUCACAGGACCCUCGUUGUCCAAAACCACCCACAACAACUAGUCGACCCCAGUGUUACCCUGGAUCACAAGACCCAAGAUGUCCAAAACCACCAACAACACCAGCACCACCACGAUGCUAUCCUGGUUCUACAGACCCAAGAUGUCCAAAACCACCAACUACUCAGUCACCACCACAAUGCUAUCCUGGAUCGCAGGACCCUCGAUGCCCCAAACAACCAACAACUACAGAAGCACCCCGGUGCUAUCCAGGCUCUACAGACCCAAGAUGCCCAAAACCGCCAACUACUCAGUCACCACCUCAAUGUUAUCCUGGAUCGCAGGACCCUCGCUGUCCCAAACCACCAACAACUACAGAAGCACCACGGUGCUAUCCAGGAUCUACUGAUCCGAGAUGUCCAAAACCACCAACUACUCCAGAACCACCACGAUGUUAUCCAGGAUCUACAGAUCCUAGAUGCCCUAGGCCACCGACUACGCAACCACCACCACAAUGUUACCCAGGAUCACAGGAUCCGCGUUGUCCAAAACCGCCAACUACACAACCACCUCCUCGCUGCUAUCCUGGUUCACAGGAUCCUCGAUGUCCUCAACCACCGACCACACCAGCUGUACCCAAUUGUUAUCCAGGUUCAAAAGAUCCUCGUUGCCCUAAACCACCAACAACGCCAUCGACACCGCAAUGCUAUCCAGGUUCUCCAGAUCCACGGUGUCCAAAGCCACCACCAUCAUCGACACUUAAACCUUCAACUUAUUUGCCACCAGACACCACUACAUCGCGAUGCUACCCAGGAUCACAAGAUCCUCGAUGUCCAAAACCCCCAACAACACAAGCGCCUCCACGAUGUUAUCCAGGAUCGACUGAUCCCAGAUGCCCUAAGACACCAUCAACACAGCCACCACCACAAUGUUAUCCUGGAUCACAGGACCCUCGUUGUCCAAAACCACCAACCACACCAGCACCACCAAAAUGCUAUCCAGGAUCUACUGAUCCCAGAUGCCCAAAGCCACCAACAACACAGCCACCACCACAAUGUUAUCCUGGAUCACAGGACCCUCGUUGUCCAAAACCACCAACCACACCAGCACCACCAAAAUGCUAUCCAGGAUCUACUGAUCCCAGAUGCCCAAAGCCACCAACAACACAGCCACCACCACAAUGUUAUCCUGGAUCACAGGACCCUCGUUGUCCAAAACCACCAACCACACCAGCAAUACCAAAAUGCUAUCCAGGAUCUACUGAUCCCAGGUGUCCAAAGCCACCAACAACACAGCCACCACCACAAUGUUAUCCUGGAUCACAAGACCCUCGUUGUCCAAAACCACCAACAACACCAGCACCACCAAAAUGCUAUCCAGGAUCUACUGAUCCCAGGUGUCCAAAGCCACCAACAACACAGCCACCACCACAAUGUUAUCCUGGAUCACAGGAUCCUCGUUGUCCAAAACCACCAACCACACCAGCACCCCCAAAAUGCUACCCAGGAUCUACUGAUCCCAGAUGUCCUAAGCCACCAACUACACAGCCACCACCACAAUGUUAUCCUGGAUCACAGGAUCCUCGUUGUCCAAAACCACCAACCACACCAGCACCCCCAAAAUGCUAUCCAGGAUCUACUGAUCCCAGAUGUCCUAAGCCACCAACUACACAGCCACCACCACAAUGUUAUCCUGGAUCACAGGAUCCUCGUUGUCCAAAACCACCAACCACUCCAGCACCUCCAAAAUGCUACCCAGGAUCUACUGAUCCCAGAUGUCCUAAGCCACCAACUACACAGCCACCACCACAAUGUUAUCCUGGAUCACAGGAUCCUCGUUGUCCAAAACCACCAACCACACCAGCACCCCCAAAAUGCUAUCCAGGAUCUACUGAUCCCAGAUGUCCUAAGCCACCAACUACACAGCCACCACCACAAUGUUACCCUGGAUCACAGGACCCUCGUUGCCCAAAACCUCCAACCACACCAGCACCUCCACAAUGCUAUCCAGGGUCUACAGAUCCAAGAUGUCCUAAGCCACCAACUACACCAUCUCCACCAAGAUGUUAUCCAGGGUCAACAGACCCUAGAUGUCCUAAACCCCCAACAACACAACCCCCUCCAAACUGCUAUCCAGGUUCGCAGGAUCCACGUUGUCCUAAACCACCAACCACUCAACCGGCUCCAAAAUGUUACCCAGGAUCACAAGAUCCAAGAUGUCCUAAACCACCAACUACACCUGCUCCACCUCGAUGCUAUCCAGGGUCUACGGAUCCUCGAUGCCCAAAGCCACCAACCACUCCAGCUCUUCCUCAGUGUUAUCCAGGGUCACCAGAUCCACGUUGCCCAAGACCACCACCAUCAUCAACAUUAAAACCAUCCACAUACCUUCCACCAGAUACGACAACAUCUCGGCCACAAUGUUAUCCAGGCUCCCAAGAUCCACGUUGUCCACAACCACCCACUACACCAGCACCACCGAACUGUUAUCCUGGGUCUCAAGACCCACGUUGUCCCAAACCAACACCAACUACACCUGCGCCUCCUCGGUGUUAUCCUGGAUCUACAGAUCCUAGAUGCCCAAGGCCACCAACAACACCAGCACCACCUAGAUGUUAUCCAGGGUCAACAGAUCCACGCUGUCCCAAGCCGCCUACUACACCAGCCCCACCUAAUUGUUAUCCUGGAUCUCAAGAUCCACGCUGUCCUAAACCACCACCAACUACCCCUGCACCUCCUCGUUGUUAUCCUGGAUCAACAGAUCCUAGAUGCCCUAAGCCAAGUACAACUCCAGCACCCCCUCAAUGUUAUCCUGGCUCAACAGACGUUAGAUGUCCAAAGCCACCAACAACACCGGCACCACCUAGAUGUUAUCCGGGGUCAACAGAUCCACGCUGUCCCAAGCCACCAACUACACCGGCCCCGCCUAACUGUUAUCCUGGAUCUCAAGAUCCACGAUGCCCUAAACCACCUACUACAACACCACAACCGACAUGUUUCCCUGGAUCACAAGAUCGUCGCUGCCCAAAACCUCCCACUACACCAGCACCUCCUAAGUGCUAUCCAGGAUCUACUGAUCCUAGAUGUCCCAAGACACCAACAACUACUGCACCGCCACAAUGCUAUCCAGGCUCAACAGACACAAGAUGUCCAAAACCACCAACAACACCUGCACCGCCGCGAUGUUAUCCUGGGUCAACAGAUCCACGGUGUCCCAAACCACCUACUACUACAGCACCACCAAACUGCUAUCCGGGAUCUACUGAUCCUAGAUGUCCAAAAAUACCACCAACUACACCUGCGCCUCCACGUUGUUACCCUGGAUCUACUGACCCAAGAUGUCCUAGGCCACAGACAACUCCUGCACUUCCACAAUGUUACCCAGGCUCACCCGAUCCACGCUGCCCAAGACCACCACCUUCAUCAACUCUUCAACCAUCAACAUAUCUACCACCAGACACUACAACGGCAAGGCCACAAUGUUACCCGGGAUCUCAAGAUCCACGGUGCCCUAAACCACCAACUACACCUGCACCACCACGCUGUUAUCCUGGAUCUACAGAUCCAAGAUGUCCUAAGCCACCAACUACACAACCACCACCACAAUGUUAUCCUGGAUCACAGGAUCCUCGUUGUCCAAAACCACCUACCACCCCAGCACCACCACAAUGUUAUCCAGGAUCCACAGAUCCGAGAUGUCCUAAACCACCUACCACACCAGCGUUGCCAAAGUGCUAUCCAGGAUCUACUGAUCCCAGAUGCCCCAAGCCACCUACUACUCAGCCACCACCACAAUGUUAUCCAGGGUCCACAGAUCCUCGAUGUCCCAAGCCUCCCACAACACAGCCACCACCACAGUGUUAUCCUGGAUCACAGGAUCCUCGCUGUCCUAAACCACCUACCACCCCAGCACCACCAAAAUGUUAUCCUGGAUCCACAGAUCCCAGAUGUCCUAAACCUCCAACAACACAGCCACCGCCACAAUGUUAUCCUGGAUCACAAGAUCCGCGUUGCCCAAAGCCACCAACAACACCAGCACCCCCACAAUGUUAUCCAGGAUCCACUGAUCCUAGGUGCCCAAGGCCACCAACAACUCCGGCAAUACCAAAAUGUUAUCCAGGCUCACAGGACCCACGUUGUCCUAAGCCACCGACUACACCAGCACCACCAAAUUGCUAUCCUGGUUCAUCUGAUCCUAGAUGUCCCAAACCAACAACGACUCAAGCCCCACCAAAUUGCUAUCCUGGUUCACCAGAUCCCAGAUGUCCCAGACCUCCACCAUCUUCAACAAGGGAACCAUCAACUUAUUUACCUCCAGACACAACUACAAUACGAUGUUUUGUUGGCUCAACUGAUCCUAGAUGUCCUAAACCAACAACAACCCCAGCACCUCCACAAUGUUACCCAGGAUCAUCCGAUCCCAGAUGUCCAAAACCACCAACAACUCCGGCACCCCCACGAUGCUUCCCAGGAUCUACAGAUCCCAGAUGUCCUAAACCACCAACAACUCCGGCACCUCCACGAUGCUUCCCUGGAUCAACAGAUCCCAGAUGUCCUAAGCCACCAACAACUCCGGCACCACCAAAUUGCUAUCCAGGUUCCCAAGACCCUCGUUGUCCAAAACCACCAACCACUCUAGCACCUCCACGAUGUUUCCCAGGAUCUACGGAUCCUAGAUGUCCAAAACCACCCACAACUCCGGCACAGCCAAAAUGCUACCCAGGCUCGCAGGACCCACGUUGCCCAAAACCACAAACCACGCCAGCACCACCAAAUUGCUAUCCAGGAUCAACAGAUCCUAGAUGCCCUAGACCACCAACUACACAGCCACCACCACAAUGUUAUCCAGGUUCUCAAGAUCCUCGAUGUCCAAAACCAUCAACUACACCAGCACCGCCGAAAUGUUAUCCCGGUUCCACAGAUCCUAGAUGUCCUAAGCCACCAACUACUCCCGCUCCACCUAAUUGCUAUCCUGGUUCUCGAGAUCCUCGUUGUCCAAAACCACCCACUACCACUACACCCCCACGAUGCUAUACCGGUUCAACUGAUCCUAGAUGCCCUAAGCCCCCAACUACUCAAGCUCCACCAAAUUGUUACCCUGGGUCACCCGAUCCAAGGUGUCCAAGACCUCCACCAACGUCAACAAAACAACCUUCAACUUAUUUGCCACCAGAAACCACUACAUUGCGAUGCUUCCCAGGUUCACAAGACCCCCGUUGCCCAAAGCCCCCAACAACUCCGGCACCUCCUCGAUGUUAUCCAGGAUCGACGGAUCCCAGAUGUCCAAAACCACCUACAACCCCAGCACCAGCACAAUGCUUCCCAGGAUCUACGGAUCCCAGAUGCCCUAAGCCACCAACAACGGCCGGGCCACCAAAUUGUUAUCCAGGUUCACAAGACCCCCGAUGCCCGAAACCACCUACCACUACAGCACAGCCACGAUGCUAUCCGGGAUCUACAGAUCCUAGAUGUCCUAAGCCACCAACAACUCCGGCACCACCAAAUUGUUAUCCAGGAUCUUCUGAUCCUAGAUGUCCCAAGCCACCCACAACGCCAUCACCGCCAAAUUGUUAUCCCGGUUCACGAGAUCCUAGGUGUCCUAGUCCUCCACCAACGUCAACACGAGAACCAUCUACUUACUUGCCACCAGACACAACUACAUUACGCUGUUAUCCAGGUUCUCAAGACCCUCGUUGUCCAAAGCCACCAACAACUCCAGCACCACCACGAUGCUUCCCAGGAUCAACAGAUCCCAGAUGUCCUAAAACACCAACAACUCCGGCACCUCCACGAUGCUUCCCAGGAUCAACAGAUCCCAGAUGUCCUAAGCCACCAACAACUCCGGCACCACCAAAUUGCUAUCCAGGAUCCCAAGACCCUCGUUGUCCAAAACCACCAACCACUCCAGCACCUCCACGAUGCUUCCCAGGAUCUACGGAUCCUAGAUGUCCUAAACCGCCAACUACUCCUGCACCACCAAAUUGUUAUCCAGGCUCACAAGAUCCCCGAUGUCCAAAACCACCUACCACUACAACACAGCCAAGAUGCUAUCCUGGAUCUACAGACCCCAGAUGCCCUAAACCACCAACCACACCUUCGCCGCCAAAUUGUUACCCAGGCUCCCAAGAUCCACGUUGCCCAAAACCGCCAACUACACCGGCACCUCCACGGUGCUAUCCGGGUUCUACAGAUCCCAGAUGUCCAAAGCCACCAACAACUCCGGCACCUCCAAAUUGUUAUCCAGGUUCGCAAGACCCAAGAUGCCCUAAACCAAUUCCUACAACAACACCGUCAUCCUGCUACCCCGGAUCAAUUGAUCCUAACUGUCCCCAACCAUUUAGACCAUCAAGUACCAAUCCUCCUGCAACAUAUCUACCACCAUUCCCGGUUGGUAAUCUUGGCCAGUCUUCUAAUGUCAUUGAAGGUCGUGUAGAAUUUCCAAGCAAAGAUAUAGAGCAACAGAGUAUAGAGCAACAAGAAGAUGAACUUCCCUUAGCACUUCAAAUAAAUGAGAAUUUAAUUGAUAGAGACGAUUAUCAUGCAAAGAACGCCGAUUCGAGACAUCAUGCAUUCCAUCAGUUCCUUUACGAAACACCAACAAAUAGUAAGCGACGUAUUACUAGAGAUGUUGAAAAUGUCGAACAUGUACGCGAGAAGAGACAUACAUUCCAAUCACCAGAAAUAGUAUCAAUCACUUUAGGCACAAGAGCAUUUAAUUUUAAUGAUCAUUAUGGCGAAAGACACACGAUAAAUAAACGAAGUGCUGGCGUAUUUACGGAAAAUGCAGUAAAUGAUAAAAAUUUAGCUCAAAAUGUUGCAUACACGACAUACACAAUGGUUGCUCUAUUCGGAAUAAUGAUUAUCAUUAUCAUUUCUAGUUAUUCGUAUAAGAAACGAAUGAAUAAUAUUGUGAUUCCACGAAAUAAUAUACAAAAUAGUUGUUAACAUUAAUUCAAAAUUGCGAAGUGACUUCUACCUCUUGCGCGUAAGAUAUUUAGCCUUGAGUGCUAUUUCCGUAUUCGAAACUUCGAUAGUGAUUGUUGUCUUGAAUGAUAGAUGGUUAUAGAUUGUGAUUUUAGCAUUAACAUCGUACGUCGUUAUGAUCGAAGACUUUAAUUAUUGAAUUUGCGCUAUUUGUAUUAAAUUAUUAUAUUUGUAUAGUAUUGAAAGAAUGAGCAAGACAGUCUGAGAUUGUGAUCAAUCUGUAUCUCUAUCGAAAGACUGAGCUUUUUUACUCUAGGCGUGUACACCGUACACUGUACGGUUCAAUAUUUAAAGUCUUACUUGUAACAACUAGCGGUAAAAUAAUAAAAAUUAUAAUUUUAGAAGGCGAAUUUCCAUCUCACUGGCUUUAAAAACCACAAAAAGUCGAAAAAUUCAAACAUUUGAAUUUUUAUCUUAAACUCUAUUCUAUUCAAAAGGCACAAAAUUCGAUUUUACGGUUCCUAGUUAUUGUAUAUUUAUUAUUGGCGUGGUUGUUCUUUUUGCCUCGGUUUGGUACAUUGAGUGUAAAUAGAAAAGGAUAGCUUGAUAGCACCAUUACAGUGUAAUAUCACAAUUUUUUUUUACAUACACUUAGUGUAAAUAUUGUAUACACCAAGGCACAAAAAACAUAUAAUUCUAUGUGUACGGGGUGGUAGUCACAUCGUUAAAAUUAUCGUCCAAAAAAAGAAAAAUGAAAAAUUUCGACGAAAAAAUGUACAUUGAAAAAUAAUUUUUACAGUUUACAAUAUUUGUUAUCAUUUGAUUUUACUGAAAUAAAAAUGUUUUUAAUAUA
This is a messenger RNA of Chrysoperla carnea, 9343 nucleotides long. RefSeq names its product mucin-2 (gene zye). The record is from RefSeq and is a predicted model, not a curated record. NCBI's taxonomy places the organism in Eukaryota, Metazoa, Arthropoda, Insecta, Neuroptera, Chrysopidae. Bases 19 to 8511 code for a protein of 2830 amino acids. The transcript is spliced from 7 exons.